This is a messenger RNA of Coffea arabica (coffee), 2257 nucleotides long. RefSeq names its product dehydrodolichyl diphosphate synthase 6. The record is from RefSeq and is a predicted model, not a curated record. Gene Ontology annotation, cellular component: endoplasmic reticulum. Gene Ontology annotation, molecular function: ditrans,polycis-polyprenyl diphosphate synthase [(2E,6E)-farnesyl diphosphate specific] activity. NCBI's taxonomy places the organism in Eukaryota, Viridiplantae, Streptophyta, Magnoliopsida, Gentianales, Rubiaceae. Gene Ontology annotation, biological process: polyprenol biosynthetic process.
AAAGGGUUUCUGAUACUUCCAUUUCAUCAAGGGAACUCGGAUGUACUCUUCGUUGUUUUCGAGCUCUUUCAAUGAAUGUGAUGAAGUUUCAUUUGUUGACUUUGUCGUUCUUCUGUUUCCUGGGCUUGACUUUGAUCUGCAUGUGUUUUCCGUGUCCUGGCUUGGAUGUGAAUGAAAGAAAACAAGAGCUUUUGAACUAACUGAGAGUUGGUUUAGUUUUAUUCCAUUUUUUUGUCGUUCUUAUGUCAUAGGUGCCAAUGAAGUGGAAAAGAAACAGAACAAAUUAAGAACAGCUGUUGGCUUUUGAAAGUAAGGCACUUAACCAAGAACAGUGAUUGAUGGCAACAUGAAAAUUAUUUUUAGUCCUGAAACAAAAAGAUGGUAACAAAUUGGUAUAGAUCUGGUUGUUGAAAGUCCCGUCACUGUAGUCGCCAGUGUAUAUGAUCAUAUGUUGGUGCAAGCUCUGAACUGGUAUACGACUUCUUUUACCGGGGAUUCUGUAUACAGGUAAACAGAGUCUAAUAAUUUGAUACACACAAAUCUAAUCUUAAUAUGAAGUGGGCUGUAGUUGCAAGAAUUUUCACAGUAAUUUUCUUUUAACUGGAAGGGAAUGUUGUUCUGUUCACUUCCUUUGAGGCUUUCAUUUGUUUUUGUAUCUCAAGAAUAUUCCAGUUCAGAAUCGGACCUUUAGUUUCUGCCGCUUUACAACGAGUCCAACAGUGUUCUUGCAAGCAAUCUUGUGGCUUAGCUUUAGGCAGGAAAUGGAGCCUCAAAAGCUCAGCCUUGUUGGGAGGUUAUGUGGCAGCUCAAUUAGCCACAUGAGAAGAUUUGUGUUUGAUGUUCUGUCUGCUGGUCCAAUCCCCAACCAUGUUGCCUUCAUUUUGGAUGGAAACAGAAGGUAUGCUAGGAAAUGGAAGUUGGGAGAAGGAAUGGGACAUAGAGCUGGAUUUCUCUCCCUCAUGUCCUUGAUCAAGUAUUGCUAUGAGUUGCAGGUCAAGUACGUCUCCAUUUAUGCAUUCAGCAUUGACAAUUUCAAAAGAAAGCCUAAUGAGGUCAAGUAUGUGAUGGAUUUGAUGCUGGAGAAGAUUGAAGGGAUGCUCAAGGAAAAGACUAUAGUGGAAGAAUAUGGGGUGAGGGUGUACUUUAUAGGGAACUUGAAACUUCUGGAUGAUAAUGUCAGGCAUGCAGCUGAACAGGCAAUGAAAGCCACAGCGAAGAACAGCAGGAGCAUUCUCCUCAUCUGCGUUGCUUAUACUUCGACUGAUGAGAUAGUGCAUGCUGCUCAAGAAUCUUGUGAACAGCUGUGCGAUGAAUUGCAAGCACUAAAACCAAGUGGAGCUCCAUUUGGUAAGAUAAGCGAGGAAUUGCAUGAGAUGGUGCAUGCUGCUCAAGAAUCUUCUGAACAGCUGGGCAAUGAAUUGCAAGCACUAAAACCAAGUGGAGCUCCAUUUGGGAAGAUAAACGAGAUAGCGAGAGAAAAGCUAAGUGGAACUCCAUUUGGGAAGAUAAACGAGAUAAUGAAUGGAAAGGAGGAGGAGAAACCUGAAGAAAGGGAGCAAGGGGAGGCAAAUGGCGAAAAGCAGGAGGAUAAAAGUGAAGAAAAGAGCAAGGAACCGAGGGGCAAAGAAAAGCAGGGGGAUUUCCCCAACGGGGAAAAGCUGGAGAAUGCAAGUGAAGAAAAACAGGAGUUGAGCAAUGGAAAGCUGGAGGAGAAGAGUGAAGAAGAGCAGAAGGGUUUUGUCAAAGAAAUGAAGGAGGUUCAACCAAAUAUAAAGCUGUCAGAUAUUGAGAGGAACAUGUACAUGGGAGUGGCACCUGAUGUGGAUAUUCUGGUAAGAUCUUCAGGGGAAACUCGGCUUAGCAAUUUCCUUCUCUGGCAGACAUGGAAUGGCCUGUUGUAUUCACCAACGGCUCUUUGGCCCGAGGUUGGUUUGGAGCACCUUGUCUGGGCUAUACUGAAUUUCCAGAGAGCUCAUCCACUUUUUGAGAAGAGAAAGAAGCAAUUUUGAAAAGCUUCAAGCAACCUAAUAAGCUGCAUCUUCUGCUUUUCGUCCGGAGUUCAUAAAAAUUCACAGGUAAUGAUGGUACAAGAACGCUACUCCGAAUUCGAUCUGGAAAUUAUUGAUUCUUGUCAUUUCAAUUGUCCGCCCCAGAUACUUGUAGCAAUAAUAACGAAUGACUACUACAACCCAAUCCCUCUGCUACUCUUAUGACUUCAUUUCCAUGCUAAUUUUGAUGCUUUGCUGAUUAUUUUACG